CAUUUUGCUAGAAAACGAUCAUUUACUUUGUGGAUCAUCUGUUGAAAGCUGGAACUCCUGGGGCGCCUGGGUGGAGGUCACAACAGAUUUUGGCAGGUCAUGGAGCAAGUAUGGCCCAAUUUAUGUUGAAAAUGAACCUCUGAGUGUGAUUCAACCAGUUCCUUAUCAGACUGCAGAUGGGAAAUUACGUGUUUUACUACGAUCCUCUGAUGGCAUUGGUAGAGUAUGUAUGUCAGAAUCAUCUGAUGGUGGCAAGACUUGGGGAUAUGCAAAACCUACUCAGCUCCCUAACCCAAAUUCAGGUAUUGAUGGGGUUAAGCUUAGAGAUGGCCGUUUAUUGCUUGCUUAUAAUACUACAUCAAGGAGUAUGCUUAAAGUUGCACUCUCUGAGGAUGAUGGUGAUUCCUGGUCCGAGGCUCUCAAAUUGGAGGGUACAUUGGGAAUGGAAUUCUCGUAUCCUGCUGUUAUCCAGGCUAGUGAUGGGCGAAUUCAUAUUACCUAUACAUAUAAUAGGACACAAAUUAAGGGGAAACUCCACAAGCUCAGUAGCAGGUAGUUUAGGCAAUAACAACAACGGCUACAUAAAAGGGUCUGUUGUGGAGGAAUUCACUUUUCCUGCAAAGUCAGCUCCCUUCAAUAGUUGCCAUGCUUCUACCAUUGUUGAGGUUGGGAAGGAUCACUUUUUGGUUGCCUAUUAUGGGGGCACAUCGGAGGGGGCACCUGAUGUCAAAAUAUGGUUGCAGACUUACAAGAAUAGCAGAUGGCAAUCACCUGUAAUUGUUGAUGAAGAACCAAAUGUUCCUAUGUGGAACCCUGCAAUGUUCAAACUACCAUCAAAUGUGUUACUGAUGUUCUACAGAAUAGGCCUAGAUGUUCAAAAAUGGAGUGGAUUCAUGAAACGCUCAUAUGAUAAAGGAAUUACCUGGACAGAAAGAGAACAACUUCCUCCUGGUAUAUUAGGACCUAUAAAGAAUAAGGCUCUCUUGCUGAAAAAUGGUGACUUACUUUGUGGAUCUUCUGUUGAAAGCUGGAACUCCUGGGGAUCAUGGGCAGAGGUUACAACAGAUUUUGGCAAGACAUGGAGAAAGUAUGGCCCAAUUCACAUUGAGAAUAAGCCUCUUGGUGUAAUUCAACCAGUACCAUACCAAACUGCAAAGGGGACACUGCGUGUUUUGCUUCGAUCUUUUACUGGCCUUGGUAGAGUUUAUGUGUCAGAAUCCUUUGAUGGUGGCAAAACUUGGGGGUAUGCAAAGCCUACACAGCUCCCCAACCCAAACUCAGGUAUUGAUGAAGUUAAGCUGAGAGAUGGCCGUCUAUUGCUUGCUUAUAAUACAAUUUCAAGGGGUGUGCUUAAACUUGCCCUCUCAGAGGAUGAUGGUGAUUCCUGGCAUGAGGCACUUACAUUGGAGGAUACCUUGGGAAUGGAAUUCUCAUAUCCUGCUGUUAUCCAAGCUAGUGAUGGGCGAGUACAUGUCACCUAUACAUAUAAUAGGACACAAAUAAAGCACGUUGUUGUUACUUGUUAGGCUAAGGUGAUGCAGCUAGGCCAAAUUUUUUCAGAUAGGUAAGCAGAAAAAGCAAGUACUUCAUGUCUCCAAAACGUAUGGCCUUUUCCUAUCAGCAAUUACGGAUAAAUAACGCAAUUACUUCUAGGGAGUUUGCAGGAGUAAUAACUUGACAUGUAAUUUUUUUGCUGUGUUUGAUGCUGAUUAGAACAUGUAGAGGACGAUGCCCUUCACAAAAAAAUUUAGAUAGGAUCAUAAAAAUAAUCUUGCUUCGGUU
Molecule: messenger RNA, 1782 nt
Organism: Gastrolobium bilobum
Lineage: Eukaryota; Viridiplantae; Streptophyta; Magnoliopsida; Fabales; Fabaceae
Exons: 11
Coding region: 177-1526 (449 amino acids)
Source: RefSeq, a predicted model, not a curated record